Messenger RNA from Bursaphelenchus xylophilus (pine wood nematode), 894 nucleotides. The record is from the annotation of a GenBank genome assembly. NCBI's taxonomy places the organism in Eukaryota, Metazoa, Nematoda, Chromadorea, Rhabditida, Aphelenchoididae.
AUGGUUUCCUUGGACGGCACGUCUUCACAGGAUCUGGAACAGUAUGAGUAUGAUGACUGUACUGUGUAAGUUUCUGAUAGUAUACCAGAGCGAAGUUGAAGUUGUACUCUGUAUUCGCGUGUAGCAGUUAGAUUAGGAUAGAAAGUUAAUUGUAAUUGUAUCAGAAUUUACAGUAGGUGGUGUACUGUAUUCUACCAUUUUUCAGUUCCGUCAAAUUGCUGUGCACUCAAGUUGGCGGGGUGAGAAGAGUGAAGGAUGGAAUCCCCAUCUCAAACUGCCGAUUCCAAACUGGGGACGGAAAAUCCUUACAGAUAUGCGGAUGGCGCUCUUUGGCUGAAACGGUGGCGGGAACGUUCAAACCAGAUCAUUUUUAUAAGGUGAGGAAGUACAUUUUUUUAAUUUUUAUGAUUUAGAUCGGCCCAGUGACCAAAUCUUCUUCCAAACGCUAUGGGGAUCUAACACUGGGAUUCGAGUUAACGGUCCACGAGGCCACCCAAAUCCAGGACCUUGGGACUUUGAUUGAUGACGAAGCCGGUACUUUUGUGCCGUUAGCAGAAAGCUAUCAAGUCGAAGGCAAAGUUGGUAAGCAUUUUAAAUAUUAUCGAUUAACAACGACCUAUUACAGUCACCCGGGGAUUCAUCCAAAGCCUGCCGUUCAAUUUCAAAGGAACGCUCAACUUCUCCAUAGUCUUUGGUCUGCAUCGCGUACCAGUCAAGUGCCCUAUGAUCGAGUUUGACUCCCCACUGGAAAGAGGUGAUAUGGUGGAGAUAUCAGGGCGAUAUAAUGGACGAAACUUUAUGGCGGACACAGUCACUCCACUUGCAGAAGAACCGUUGGCUGAUGGAGAUCCCCAAUUGGAGUCAGUGCGCCCACCACCAAGGCGCACGGCAUAA